This is a messenger RNA of Oncorhynchus tshawytscha (Chinook salmon), 1017 nucleotides long. RefSeq names its product type I phosphatidylinositol 4,5-bisphosphate 4-phosphatase-A. Gene Ontology annotation, biological process: phosphatidylinositol dephosphorylation. Lineage: Eukaryota; Metazoa; Chordata; Actinopteri; Salmoniformes; Salmonidae. The coding region runs from base 165 to 962 and encodes 265 amino acids. The transcript has 8 exons. Gene Ontology annotation, molecular function: phosphatidylinositol-4,5-bisphosphate 4-phosphatase activity. The record is from RefSeq and is a predicted model, not a curated record. Gene Ontology annotation, cellular component: plasma membrane; late endosome membrane; lysosomal membrane.
CUAACGAGUCAUGUGACAGAGUGUUGUUGGUUUGUUGGGCUUCCUUCUUCCUGGGUUCCGUGAUCAUGUGAAUACUACAGCUAGCCGUCCCGGUCAUACACACUACCCCAGUUUGGGCACUCGACACCCCGCUACAGCCUGCGCUGGUUCCCACUAGCUACUCUAUGGCGGAUGGAGAGCGUAGCCCGUUGCUUUCGGACCAGCACGACGGGACGAAUGGUUCCUCGUAUGGCUUUCCCCCGAGGCCACAGAGUUUCCCUCCAUUCCUCAGCCCCAGUGCCCCCCCUCCAGUCCUGUUCGGUGAAGCCCCGCCUCCCUACUCUCCCCAGGGCAGCCCAGACAUUGGCAGCUCCCCCAUCAUCAGUUGCAGGGUGUGUCAGAGUGCCAUCAACGUGGAGGGAAAGACACACCAACACGUAGUCAAGUGUGUCAUCUGCAAUGAGGCUACGCCUAUAAAGAAUGCUCCAGCAGGGAAGAAGUAUGUCCGCUGCCCCUGUAACUGUCUCCUCAUCUGUAAAGUCACCUCCCAGAGGAUCGCCUGUCCCCGACUUUACUGUAAGCGUGUCAUGAACUUGGGUCUGGUGCCUGCUGCAGGGUCCGGUUCAGGCAGUCCAGAACCUCAACAACUCGCUGGGGUCAGAGUGGUCUGUGGACACUGCAGAAACGCAUUCCUGUGGACUGAUUUCUCAGACAGAACGUUAGCCAGAUGCCCCCACUGCAGAAAAGUCUCUUCUGUUGGCCGGCGGUACCCCAGGAGGCGGGGCUUGUGGUGUUUCCUGUUGUUUUUGGUUUUCUCUGGCGGCACGGCAGGACUAGUGGUGGGAACAUGUAAAUCAGCCUUGCUCAACAGAGGGAUCUAUGCCUCCUGGGUCUUACUGAUUCUCCUGGCUGUACUGAGCAUGUGCAGAAUGAUCUACUGGGGCUGUCUGAAGAUCAGCGAACCUAUACAGAUCAACCCAUAGAGGGGAGAGGAGCCCAUACAGAACAACACAUAGAGGGGAGAGGAGCCCAUACAGA